Molecule: messenger RNA, 1393 nt
Organism: Drosophila melanogaster (fruit fly)
Lineage: Eukaryota; Metazoa; Arthropoda; Insecta; Diptera; Drosophilidae
Exons: 2
Coding region: 123-713 (196 amino acids)
Source: RefSeq, marked reviewed
AGUCAGUCUUCAGCGCAGCUCGAUAGCGAAAGAUGUUUGCCGGGAGCGGCGGUCUCAGUGCCACCGAUCCAUCUAAUCCAAGGUCGCGGGAAUAGGACUGCUCUACUGUGUCGUUUGGCGCCAUGUGCUGCUGGUGUGCACGUGUCUACUGGACGGUUCUGCACAAUCUCCUGGCUCGCAUGAUGGACAGCCUGAUGGAAGUCAGAUCGCCCACCUUCUGUAGCUGCUGCUUCGGUUAUCAGCGGCAGGCCAGUCAGGAAGGUGACGUCGCAGAACGGGUUUCCAGCACCGACGACGAUCCACAACAGCAGCCCCGUGAGGAUUACGUCAUUGUGGACGAUGCCGAUGUCAACUACGCGGAGAUUGAGGAGAGGCAUGUGGAAAAGGAGCAGUACUACUUCACAGUGGAUCGUCCUACGGCGGAGCGAAUGCUCCAUGGACGAGAGGACGGGUCCUGCCUGGUUCGACCUUUCAAGGCAGCCGACCAGUGGAUCCGUUACAUAGUGAGCAUCUGGGCGGCGGAUCAGUACUAUCACCUGUUCAUAAGGCAAGUGGAUAGGAGACAACGCUAUGCCAUUGGUCAGAAGAAGUCUCAGGAGCGCUGCUUCGGAUCCCCCUCGGAAAUCGUGGAGUUCUACACGGAGCAUCCACUUCUCUGCACCAACAAGGUCCGGAGCCAGUGCGUCCAACUCCGUCCCAUCAGUUACGCUUAGCUAGGGGUCAAAUCUUUAUUGCAUAAGAGAGGGCAAGUAUGUACAAAUGGGGUUAGCUUAAGACGAUGCUCAGGUGGCCACCACCGCCUUGAAGGCGCACUGGUUGUUCUGCAUCAGGGCGGGCCAGAGGAAGGCUUUUAUCAGAUCCGAUCGCCGGUCCGCCUGGGGAUGCCGCUCGUGUUUCUCGGGCCUCAGGAAACCUGCAUGGGAUUUACGUAGGUGUAAGAUUGUUAAACGAUUAAAGAGUAGCUUAAAACCCACCCAGGUUGAAGUCCAUGUCCAGGUAGUACGGCGCCUUCUGGUUGAUCAUCCUCCAGGCCAGUCGGACACAGGCACUGACGUAGUGCGUCAACGGGGGGCAGGACUCCAGGCAGGGGUACUCGUGCAGAGUAGAUAGCACCUGGUUGAACACCGACCGCUCGAUCUCGCCCAACGGGAAACUCUCGGCGGUCUCGAAGAGGUGCUGGCGAACGGAUCUGUCCAGGGACAAGGUGGUCUCACUGCUGCUGUCCAAGGGGCAAUUCAGGACUCGCCGAACUUCCAGGACCUUUCGCUCCCGCAUUCCGUGGCACAGGCGGAAGGAGAGCUACACAAGUACCAAUAAGUUAAGAAAAUUAUCAAUUAGAUGACUAUCUAAUUAGACUUACUUAUGAAUGAAUAAAUAGUUUUUCGAAAAUCAU